CCACAAUCAUCCCUUCAACAUUCAUUUCAGCAUCAUUAGAAAAUACACACCAUGGCCUUUAUUCUUUCCUCAACCGUCACUUUCCUCCCAUCUCUAUUGCUAUUUCUUUCAUUCAUUACAGCAUAUGCAGCGGGGAAUUUCUACCAGAAUUUUGAUAUUACUUGGGGAGAUGGUCGUGCCAACAUACUCGACGACGGCCAACUUCUCACUCUUUCUCUCGACAAAGCCUCUGGUUCUGGUUUUCAAUCCAAGAAUGAAUAUCUCUUCGGCAACAUUGAUAUGCAGCUCAAGCUUGUACCUGGAAAUUCUGCAGGCACCGUCACUGCUUACUAUUUAUCUUCAAAAGGAUCAAACUGGGAUGAGAUUGAUUUUGAAUUCUUGGGAAAUGUAAGUGGACAACCAUACAUUCUUCACACCAAUGUGUUCAGUCAAGGAAAAGGAAAUAGAGAGCAACAGUUCUAUCUAUGGUUUGAUCCAACUGCUGAUUUCCACACCUACUCCAUUCUCUGGAAUCCUCACCAUAUUAUUUUUUCAGUGGAUGGAACAGCUAUAAGAGAAUUCAAAAACAUGGAAUCAAAAGGAGUUGCAUUUCCAAAGAAUCAAGCAAUGAGAAUAUAUUCAAGUCUAUGGAAUGCGGAUGAUUGGGCAACAAGAGGUGGUCUUGUCAAGACAGAUUGGAAUGAAGGUCCAUUCAUAGCAUCAUAUAGGAAUUUCAACGCAGAUGCAUCCUCAUCCAAUGCUUGGUACUCACAACAAUUGGAUUCAACAAAUCAAGAGAGAUUGAGUUGGGUGCAAAAGAAUUACAUGAUUUAUAAUUAUUGCAAUGACACCAAAAGAUUUCCUCAAGGCCUUCCAACUGAGUGCACUGCAUCCUAAUAGAUCUUUUUAUCUUCAUAUUGCAACUAUAUGUUUCAAGAUUUAAUUCAUUCUUUUUCUUUUUAGUUUGGAGGCCUGUUCAAUUUCUUUUACUUGUAAUUUGCUUCAUAUCAAGUCAUUUCAUUUAUUCUUUGAUACAAUAAAUAAAUAAAUAUUCAAAAAACAUUUGUCUUCCAAGCUCAAUGUAAUCUUGUAAUUUUAAUAGAGAUUAAAAUGGAAAGUUAACCAUCUUCAGUUGUUUAUUAAUAAAUUGUGAUAUUAUAUUA
Lathyrus oleraceus (garden pea) is the source of this 1142-nucleotide messenger RNA. Its product is annotated as probable xyloglucan endotransglucosylase/hydrolase protein 23. Lineage: Eukaryota; Viridiplantae; Streptophyta; Magnoliopsida; Fabales; Fabaceae. Gene Ontology annotation, molecular function: xyloglucan:xyloglucosyl transferase activity; hydrolase activity, hydrolyzing O-glycosyl compounds. Gene Ontology annotation, cellular component: cell wall; apoplast. The coding region runs from base 52 to 876 and encodes 274 amino acids. The transcript is spliced from 3 exons. Gene Ontology annotation, biological process: xyloglucan metabolic process; cell wall biogenesis. The record is from RefSeq and is a predicted model, not a curated record.